Ostrea edulis (European flat oyster) is the source of this 1968-nucleotide messenger RNA. RefSeq lists its product as uncharacterized. The record is from RefSeq and is a predicted model, not a curated record. The transcript is spliced from 7 exons. Bases 199 to 1125 code for a protein of 308 amino acids. Lineage: Eukaryota; Metazoa; Mollusca; Bivalvia; Ostreida; Ostreidae.
CACACCGGAAAUUUGAAAGCCUCGUUUUGAGAUUUUUUUCCAUUCUACAUUUACCUAACUUCCGAUCGAGACUGUUGCUUAGUGCACAUAAACAAAAAAGUGGUGCAAGUGCAUGAUCUGACGAAAACAUCUUUGUUUACAAGUCUCCUUAUCAUUAAAAGGCUGGAAUGGCAAGUAUAUAGACAAAACACUUAAAUUAUGCCAACGGGUCAUGUAUUGCCCGGCUAUGGGCAACCCGUGACUUAUCUCCGAAGGGCUAAAUCAGCCUACCCGUUAGACAAAACUAAGCUAAAGGAAUACGCCGCGUUUAAUGUGCCUGCUCCAGAAAGAAACGAGCUUCUUCGCAUCAAAAGCCAAGCCAGGGAUCAAUGGAUGGGACUGGAUCGAGCUGCAACUACGUACGAUUUCCAGUUUCAGUGCCGAGAUCUCGAUCAACCAACCAAAUCUAGACCCACCUCUCCGACCAGGAAAAACAAACCACAUCCUCCACUCGUCUUCCUUACAAAUCGUCUCCACUACAUACCUGGGUAUCACAAUGCAGAUACAAGCAUCAACAAACCAGUAUAUCAAGUUGAUGCAAGUGUACCUUAUGAGGAGCAAGCACAGCGCUGGGCCAUAAGAGACAAAUACAUAGGCAAACCAAAUGCUAAAGCCAUCAACCAAUACACAGAUAAAUAUGGAUAUCGGGAGUAUUUCGACCCAGUGGAAGCACAGGCUGCAGAAGCAUGGACCAAGAUAGCAGACGAUAAAGAUCUGUACCAAUUACCAAACGUCUUAGAGGAAAACAAGGGAAGACACAUCACAGAGCCACACGUAGAGCGCGGAAUACCCUUAGAAGAACCUACCAGACCCAAAACCGCGAUGGCUUCUACACACCGAUGGAUGAAAUACGCAGGCGCGGCAGAGAAUGCAGAAUUGCAUCGUGCACUCGAAGCCAUUCGGAAUAGGGAGCAGCUGCCAAACAUGAUGCGUUAUUCUAGAAACGCCAUUGGAUCAACAGAAAUGAGACGACGGACUGAAAUAGAUGCCAUGCAAAGGACGCGGUACAUUAACAAGCCGUCACGUGGUGACUUUUUAAUGCAUCCUGAUUGGCCGUCUAGUAUACCUCAUCACCACGUGGACUAGUUUAAAUAUCGACGAUGGUGCUAGUCAGUGUAAAACACUUAAAACCUAGAUGAAAGAUCAAGCUUUUACCACUCAUCAGUAAAGAAAACUUUUAGGGAGCUAGGGCCCCUUCCUGAAGUUAACAACAGUGUUACAAAUAUACAACUCUUUGAAGCCCCAAUGAAGCCUUCAAUCAAAGUCUCACCAGAUCACAAGCCAAAUUUAUAUUGAAUUUUAAUCAGUGCCAAAAUUUGAAUUCUUGGAUUUUGUGUCUUUUAUACUGCUGUCCACGUUUUUAGGCUUGAGCUCCAGCUUAUUGCCGAUACACGCAUUUGGACUGAAUUUAGACUAAAUAAAAGACUACAACUGCCGAUCAUAAUACACGGACGAUGUACAUGUAUAUAUCUAGAGUGUGGGCUUUGUAUUUCGUCAAAAUCUUAGAGUUAGCCUUUUAUUUUUAUUUGAGGGAAACAUGUAUUUAUCUAUUUGUCUAAAGCCCUUCCCAACCAGACGGUGUUUGUUCUUGCAUGCUAGCUGUUUUGCAUUCGUAAUGCAUUAGACUAAAUUGCCUUAAUAGCAAAAUAAUAUUUAGAGAAUUUUAGAGAGGCGUUGUAAGAGUCUUCUUCAUCAGUAUUUGAAUGGGUUCUAGAGACUUGCUCAUGUUGCAGUAUUUUUACGCGUUAUCUGCUGUUUGGAAAACAGUAUUCUUGUUGUGCCUACACAUGUUUAUCUGAUAAACUAAUUAGACUGUAAUCAUUAAUCAAUAAAAACGAGAGCUUGUUUAUUGUUUGUAAAAUUGAAAGUUGUUUUUGUUUUGCUUAGAUGAUACAGACUAUAUAAUAAAUAAUGUUUAUACAUUUACCA